UUCUUCAACUCUGAACAAGGAAGCUGCAAAGUUCUCUCCUUUGGAGUACAGUCAAUUGGGUGAGAGAAUGGAAGCCUCAGAGCAGAACAAAUCAAGGGUGGUGGUAAUUGAUUCUUUGCAGUCAUGGGAUUUCUAUGUCACCCAGGCCACUACUCAGAAUUCUCCUGUUGUUGCUCACUUCACUGCUUCAUGGUGCAUACCCUCGGUGACUAUGGGUCCUGUCUUUGAUGAUCUGGCUUCAAGCUAUCCGGAUCUUCUGUUUCUCACAGUUGAUGUUGAUGAAGUCAAGGAAGUGGCCACCAAAAUGGAUGUAAAGGCAAUGCCAACAUUUUUGCUGCUGAAUAACGGUGCUGUUGUGGACAAGGUAGUUGGUGCGAAUCCAGAAGAGAUAAAGAAAAGGAUAGAUGGGCUUGCUCAGUCCACUCGUGUCUCACUGGCAUAGUUAACAUCUGUGUGAUAUUCUAUAUUCUGCUGUUGCAAGUUGCUAAAUAUGCACUUGUGGUCCUGCACUGCCCGAUGGAACCCCGAGUCAAAGCCUUUCGUGAUGUUGUAUUUUGAGUACCAGUUCAAAUAUAGUUUGGUUAAUGCUUAUAUCCGCAGCUUUUUUGUAUCAGCCAAAUUUUACAUUCUGUACUUCCGGUUGUUGUGGUUUCAUGCUGCUCUUCCCUUGGAUGUUGUGAAUUCACUUGUUCUUUUGCUAAUGAAAUAUACAUAUGAAUAUUUUCAAGGUA
This is a messenger RNA of Vigna umbellata (rice bean), 731 nucleotides long. RefSeq names its product thioredoxin family protein CXXS1 (gene CXXS1). The record is from RefSeq and is a predicted model, not a curated record. NCBI's taxonomy places the organism in Eukaryota, Viridiplantae, Streptophyta, Magnoliopsida, Fabales, Fabaceae.